AUGACCCUGCAACCAAUAACUCCAGUGAACUGUGCCAGCCUCCUGCAGCCCGGCUUCUCUCUGCUGCAGCUGGAUGGUGAAGUUCUCCUGUUUGGCCAGAAGGGUUGGCCAAAGCGCUCAUGCCCCACAGGGGUGUUUGGCGUUCGGUUUAAAUGCGGUGAGAUGAAGCUGAGGGCCAUCUCUUUCUCCAAUGAUUCAUGCUACCUCCCUCCGCUACGGUGCCCCGCCGUUUGCCGCCUCGAUCCCUACGACGGGCUCCCGGAGAGUUAUCUCAUCCACGGCGGCCGCACCCCAAACAACGAGAUCUCAUCGAGCCUGUACCUGCUGACCACGGAUAGCCGUGGCUGCAAUCGUAAACUGACCCUGUGCUGCAAAGAAAAAGAGCUGGUGGGGGAAGUGCCAGGGGCUAGAUACGGCCACACGAUGAGCAUGGUUCAAAGCCGAGGGAAGACGGCUUGCGUGUUGUUUGGGGGUCGAUCCUACAUGCCUGUGGGAGAGCGGACCACGGAGAGCUGGAACAGCGUCGUCGACUGUCCUCCUCAGGUGUUCCUGUUUGACUUGGAGUUCGGCUGCUCCUCUGCUCACACUUUACCUGAGCUCAGCGAUGGAUGGUCUUUCCAUUUGGCCCUCGCCAGAGAGGACUGCAUCUACUUCCUCGGGGGUCACUCGCUCACCUCCGACUCCCGCCCCCCUCGACUCAUCCGUCUGCGCGUCGAGCUCCUGCAGGGCAGCCCUUUGCUUUCAUGUGACACUCUUGAAACCAGCAUAUCCAUCUCUAGUGCCAUAAUCACUCGUACGGGCCCCACUCACAGAUAUAUCAUCUUGGGUGGGUAUCAGUCAGACUCUCAGAAGAGGACGGAGUGCAGCACUGUGAUUCUCGAUGAGAAAGGGAUCCACUUCGAGCCCUUAGAGUCACCUCAGUGGACCCCAGACAUCACUCAUAGUCGCACGUGGUUUGGCAGCAGUGUUGGGGAGGGAAACGUCUUGCUCGCCGUACCUACUGAGGGAAGGCCGUCCCAAGCAGAUACAUAUUACUUCUAUCAGGUGAGCUUCCAGACAGAGGGCGAAGCUAAAGAGAAAGAAGGAAGCCAGGGCUGCAGCCAGGAGUCAACAGAUUACGGAGACUCCACUCCCCUCGAAGACUCCGAGGAGCUCUACUUCGGCCGUGAGCCACAUGAGCUGGAGGACAGCAGCGAUGGGGAAGGGGGGAAUUACGACGAGGGGGAUGAGGAGGACGAAUCGCAAACAAGCUACUGGAUCAAAUGCUGCCUCGGCUGCCAGGUAGACCCCAACAAGUGGGAGCCAUAUUACUCCACCGAGCUCCACCGGCCAGCCAUGAUCUUCUGCUCCAGAGGGGAGGGGGGGCACUGGGUCCACGCUCAGUGCAUGGAGCUGUCGGAGACCCUGCUGCUCAGGCUCUCAGAGGGCAGCAAAAGGUACUUCUGCCUGGACCACGGAGGCCUGCCCUACCAGGAGAUGACCCCGCCUCGAGAGGUCAUGCCCCUGAAGCGCACCCCCAUGAAAGUUAAGGAGAGAAAAACUCCUCCAACAAUGAAGAUGUCGCCCGCCAAGAAAAGCUUUUUCAGAAGGCUUUUCGACUGAAUCCAGUUUAUGAUGCAUCGCUGUUAAGAAUGCUGGGUAUAUUUAGGAUGUUUCUUGUUUAUAUUUGGUUAAUAAAUAUGCUGAUCUGUGCUCAAUGUGAAACAUUUUGUGAAGAAAGUAAACAAUAAAAUCGCAGCCUGAUAUUUCCCCGUCUAACAGCUGUAUAUUUUGCAUUAGAAUGUGGCAUUGUUUCACAAAUAAAAGGGAAUAUUUUAGCAAGUCUGCCUGCAAUGUUGCAGGCUGUAUAAUAGUUCAUUGUAAUUUUGUGUUCCAUUAAGUGCCACAGGUUUUACUUCCUAACACUUUCUUCCCCGGCCAGAUGGAGUCUAAUUCUUUUUACAGUUCUUUCUGCAAUUAAA
This is a messenger RNA of Sebastes umbrosus (honeycomb rockfish), 1961 nucleotides long. RefSeq names its product recombination activating gene 2 (gene rag2). The record is from RefSeq and is a predicted model, not a curated record. The transcript has a single exon. NCBI's taxonomy places the organism in Eukaryota, Metazoa, Chordata, Actinopteri, Perciformes, Sebastidae. Gene Ontology annotation, biological process: V(D)J recombination. The coding region runs from base 1 to 1602 and encodes 533 amino acids. Gene Ontology annotation, molecular function: protein binding; sequence-specific DNA binding. Gene Ontology annotation, cellular component: nucleus; DNA recombinase complex.